Molecule: messenger RNA, 288 nt
Organism: Chondrus crispus (carragheen)
Lineage: Eukaryota; Rhodophyta; Florideophyceae; Gigartinales; Gigartinaceae
Exons: 1
Coding region: 1-288 (95 amino acids)
Source: RefSeq, a predicted model, not a curated record
AUGCCUGUCGUCGUGCGGCAUAGCGCCCCGCAUCGUGAGGCUUCCCAGGGGCUGUGGUCUCAGGGGGUGCUGCGCCCCAGGGGGUGCUGCGUCCGCAGUAACUUUAUAUCGAAGCAAAGAUCAUGGCAAUCCGCUCCUCCUCUCCUUGUCGUCGAAUGGAUGCAACCUACUUGCGCACUUGGCAUCUGUUCCAAUCUAAAUUAUUGUAGCAUCGUAUGCCUCCACGGUACCCCUUGUCAGGUGCACAAUGGCCGUGUAACAACGCUGGCGACGCGCGGGACAUGCUGA